AUGGAGGGCGAACGACGUGCACAUGUCCAUGAAUCCCAUGAGGAGGAUCAGCGUAGCUGGGGAGGUGACUUUGAUCCUUUCGCUGACCCCGAGGAACGACGGGUCCUUUUUGCUGCAUUUGACUCGUUCAGACAAUACCGGCGAAGUGCUCAUCAGAACACGACACAUCGCCGGCGACAGGCCUUCUACGCCUUACCUUCAGAGCACUGGCAAAUGCUGUCUGAGCCACCAUUCUCCAUUCUAGAUCACUUCAACAAGGUUGAUGAUGCCAUCGACACUAAUGCUGAGAUUGCCGACGCAAUCCUGGUCGUCGGUCUCGAGUCCUUUGGCCUUUCCGCCAACCCAGACAAAGACGACCCAACCCAGAACUGGCACGGGACUGCGACAUCAGCCGACGUGAACAAAGCCCACUCGACCAUCCGGCAGUUCUAUCGCGACUGGAGCGCCGAAGGUCGCAUCGAGCGCGAGGUCUGCUACGAUCCGGUCCUCCAGGACCUGCGCAAAGAGUUCCAGACGCGUCGUGACGCUGGCGAGGAGAUCCGGGUCUUGGUCCCUGGUGCCGGGUUGGGCCGGUUGGUCUUCGAGGUCUGUAUGGCUGGAUUUGCAGCGGAAGGCAACGAGAUCUCGUACCACCAGUUACUGGCCAGUAGUUGGAUUCUCAACCAUACCAAAGGGCCUCAGGCGCACGCGCUUCAUCCUUUUGCGCUACACUUCUCCAAUCUCAAGUCUCGUGCGCAGCAAUUGCGGUCCGUCAUGGUCCCCGAUGUGCACCCUGGAACAGCAAUCGAGGCAGCGGGCUCGAAUAGCAGCCCACUUGGGACGAUGUCGAUGUCCGCAGCGGACUUUGUGGUUUUAUACUCGCAGCCCGAUAACCGAGAGGCUUUCGACGCGGUGGCAACGGUGUUCUUUAUUGACACGGCGCCUAAUCUGAUUCGGUACAUCGAGGCAAUGAAAAAUUGUCUCAAGCCCAAUGGACUCUGGAUCAAUGUGGGACCGUUGUUGUGGCAUUUCGAAGAUGGGCAGCACCGCAAAGAUGGUGAUGGUGAUGCGGCGGGAAUUGGCGAGCCGGGAAAUGUGGAGUUGACCGAGGAGGAGGUGGUUUGUCUCGUUCAACGCAUGGGAUUCCGUUUCGAGACAUUGCCGGGCGAUCGGCGGUAUUGCGGCUACAUCCAGGAUGAGGAUAGCAUGCUUCAGAACCUGUACAGGCCUUCGCAUUGGGUAGCGCGGAAAGUGGCUGAGGCUGGCGAUUCCUGA
Penicillium longicatenatum is the source of this 1254-nucleotide messenger RNA. RefSeq lists its product as uncharacterized. Bases 1 to 1254 code for a protein of 417 amino acids. NCBI's taxonomy places the organism in Eukaryota, Fungi, Ascomycota, Eurotiomycetes, Eurotiales, Aspergillaceae. The transcript is spliced from 2 exons. Gene Ontology annotation, molecular function: S-adenosylmethionine-dependent methyltransferase activity. The record is from RefSeq and is a predicted model, not a curated record.